AUGCUAUUUCUUCUAUCUCUUUCAAACAGCUACGUAUUUGAUUUUCAGCCAAAAGUAUCUGACGAAUACGCUACUUUAUUGCGCCCCUAUAGCGGUCGCAUUUCAAUCUUUAAUCACAAACGUGAUAAUCUCGAAAAAGAUUAUUCAACAACUGAUCUCAAUUCCAUUGUUGAUCAAAUAUCCAAUGAUUUCCAUCUCGAAAAUGAAAGAGUUGCUUUUUAUUUUGGACGUACAAAACAUGCAAAAUUAUCCAAACAAGUUUUCUAUAGGAUUGAUUUUAAUCAAAGAGAUAGGAUGGCAAGAUCCGUAUACCUUGCUGGCACUGUAUUUAAAGUCACUAAAGAAAAUGGUGUUUAUAAUAUUAAAUGCCGUCAAGCAAGAAUAACAGGUUCUCUUCAAGCAAUAUUUUCUGCUAGAAAAGGAGAUUUAAUUCCAAAUGAUGAACCUCGAUGGGUUAUUUCAGCCUAUCAGCAAUUGACGGGAGAACAAAUUACUCAGGUCUACAAUUUAAUGUACAAGCAGAUUGAAGGCCAACUCAAUGCCUAUAAAUCCAUUUAA
Molecule: messenger RNA, 558 nt
Organism: Trichomonas vaginalis G3
Lineage: Eukaryota; Parabasalia; Trichomonadida; Trichomonadidae
Exons: 1
Coding region: 1-558 (185 amino acids)
Source: RefSeq, a predicted model, not a curated record